Molecule: messenger RNA, 766 nt
Organism: Haliaeetus leucocephalus (bald eagle)
Lineage: Eukaryota; Metazoa; Chordata; Aves; Accipitriformes; Accipitridae
Gene: MMD2
Product: monocyte to macrophage differentiation-associated 2
Exons: 7
Coding region: 26-766 (246 amino acids)
Cellular component (GO): membrane
Molecular function (GO): pore-forming activity
Source: RefSeq, a predicted model, not a curated record
GGGACCCCCCCAUGGCACCGCCGCGAUGUUCGUGUCCCGGGUCCUGGAUUUCCAGAAGACGCGCUACGCCAGGUUCAUGAAUCACCGCGUCCCGUCCAACUGCAGGUACCAGCCGACGGAGUACGAGCACGCGGCAAACUGUGCCACCCAUGCGUUCUGGAUUCUGCCCAGCAUCCUCGGCAGCUCCAUCCUCUACAUCCUCUCUGACGACCAGUGGGAAACCAUCUCAGCCUGGAUCUAUGGCUUUGGCUUGUCCAGCCUCUUCAUCGUCUCCACCAUCUUUCACACCAUCUCCUGGAAGAAGAGGCAUCUCAGGACCAUGGAGCACUGCUUGCACAUGUUCGACAGGAUGGUGAUCUACUUCUUCAUCGCGGCAUCAUAUGCUCCCUGGCUGAACCUGAGGGAAUUGGGUCCCUGGGCCUCCCACAUGCGCUGGAUCAUCUGGAUCAUGGCAUCUAUCGGGACCGUCUACGUUUUCUUCUUCCAUGAGCGGUACAAGCUGGUGGAGCUGGUGUGCUACGUUAUCAUGGGCUUCUUCCCUGCCUUGGUCAUCCUUUCCAUGCCCAACAGGGAUGGCCUCCCGGAGCUGGUGGCCGGUGGACUCUCCUACUGCCUGGGCAUGGUCUUCUUCAAAAGCGACGGCCGCAUCCCCUUCGCCCAUGCCAUCUGGCACCUCUUCGUGGCCAUCGGAGCUGGCAUCCACUACUAUGCCAUUUGGAGGUACCUCUACCGGCCUGGCGCGCUGGAGACUAAAACGUCCCGGUAG